This is a messenger RNA of Cuscuta epithymum, 968 nucleotides long. The record is from the annotation of a GenBank genome assembly. Lineage: Eukaryota; Viridiplantae; Streptophyta; Magnoliopsida; Solanales; Convolvulaceae.
CCUUCCUUGUGUUUCCUGAAUUAACUAACACCAACUAGCUUACCACUGUAGAGAUAAUAAUAAUUGUAACAACAAGCAAAUUAGUGUCAAUAAUCCGAGCUUAAUAAUGGAGAGGGAGGGUAGAUCAACAGCCAGGGGUGAAAGGGGUCGUUCCCCAUCAUUACCCCGACGGUCUUCACCACCACCUACUCGACGGUCUUCAUCACCACCUUCCCGACGGUCUUCAUCACCACCUUCCCGACGGUCUUCAUCACCGCCGCAGACAGCGCCGCGAUCGCCGACAGCAGAGGAAAUCCCAGAUCCCGCAGCCAUAACAGCAUACUUUGACUCCUUCUUUGGUCCCUCACCUAAUCGCACACCACCAGUCUCAUCAUCUACAGCAUACUUUGACUCUGUCUUUGGUCCAUCCUCCACGGGACGGCUGAGAGAUCACCAUACUCCAGUAAAUCAAGCAGGAACAUCUCAUCCAGAUGAAAAUCACGACUAUAUAAGGACAACGACUCCAUGGCCAUAUGCCUCAUCGAUAUACUACGGUGGCCAAGAUGUUAUUGUUUUUCCCAAGAACAAGAAGCCGCCGCCUAGAAACGAAGAUUGAUGAUAUAAAUGAUGAAACGUAUGCUAACAUAGGAGAUUGGUGGAAAGGGUCAUACCACUACUGAUGAGAGAUCAUAUAUAGCCUCAAACACAAUACAUACAAUAAGGAGUUGCAUGUGCAUGUCACACAUCACUUCAGUUUCUUUUUCUUUUUUUCUACAUUUGUAUAAGCUAGCUCACUUGUAGACUAAAGUGAUUCUGGCAAUUAUCCAACCUACAUCUUGAAUAAAAGGAUAAUGUUGCCAAGGUCUCUAUCAAUAUGUGUAAUCUCUAUUUAGUACACAAAUACUACAAACCAGCGCGUUUGAUAAUGAGAAGUAUUACAGAUACAUAUACAUGCUUUGACGACUUAAUUAUUAUAGUUUUAAUUUGAC